Molecule: messenger RNA, 2252 nt
Organism: Rattus rattus (black rat)
Lineage: Eukaryota; Metazoa; Chordata; Mammalia; Rodentia; Muridae
Gene: Cnbd2
Product: cyclic nucleotide binding domain containing 2
Exons: 14
Coding region: 87-2225 (712 amino acids)
Biological process (GO): spermatogenesis
Molecular function (GO): cAMP binding
Source: RefSeq, a predicted model, not a curated record
CCCGCGCACCUCGACGGGACGCGGACUUAGGACAGACCGCGGGUGAGCCGAGCUUACCUCUAACAGCGAAGCUCCUCAGGCCGGAAAUGGACGGCUCCAAGAAUCCGGAAACCGCGUCCCCUACAAGUCACGUGAAGUCUGAGCGGGGGAAGUCCUUUGAGGGGUCCAUAGAUACCAGCUUUUCAGGCAGUAAUGAUGGCAACCCUGAAGAGCUCCCAUUGGAGGACACAUCAUUGCAGCAGACUGAGGAGAUGGAAGCGGAGAAGACGGAGUCGAAAUCUGAGUCGGAAUCGGAUUUCGGAUUGGAGGAGGGAGAGAAGGAGGGAGAGAAGGAGGGAGAGAAGGAGAGACCAUCCAUGGAGGAUAAGCUAGAGGCGGAGACUCCCCAACCGAAGGACCGCCCUGGCUUGCAGAUUGGAAAGUUGCUCCCCCCAAAGGUGCAAAGUUGGAAGGCUCUCAAAUCCAUCAUUAAGGUGUCAGUGACACCGAAGACGCAUAGCUGGGCAGACAUUAAAAAAGAAAGAGGACUGUACCAGCUCACUGUGGCCAUCAUCCUGAUGAGUCGGGUGUGUAAGAUGUUCCGUCAAGGCCUCAGGGGAUUCCGGGAGUAUCAGAUCAUUGAGCCUGCUCAAAAGAAGCAUCCUACCUUCUCCUUCUGGGAUAAAAAGAAGCAAGGCCGCAUCUCGUUUGACACCCAGGACUUUGCCGCAGAGGAGGGUCACUUCCCUCCGAGGGCCAUUUCUAUCACACAGAAGAAGCCAUCCUGGAGGACAGACGAGGAAAUCCAAGACCUCUGCAAUAUCCUUCAGGUUCUAGAUUGCUACCGCAACUACACAGAGUAUCUGCAGCUGCUCCUGGCCAAGGUCAUGCGCUUCGAAAGGUUUGGUCGCCGGCGUGUAAUCGUCAAGAAGGGGCAGAGGGGCAAUAGCUUUUACUUCAUCUACCUGGGCACGGUGGCCGUGACCGAGGACGAAGAUGGGAGCAGUGCUUUUCUGGACCCUCACCCAACACUGCUGCACAAGGGUGGCUUCUUCGGGGAAAUGGGCCUUCUGAGCACGGCAGUAAGAAGGGCCACAGUGGUCUGCAUGGAGGACACAGAGUUCCUGGUGGUCGACAGAGAGGAUUUCCUUGCAAACAAGCUAGGCGACGAGGUUCAGAAGGAAACUCAGUAUCGAUACGACUUUUUUAGGAAGCUGGAUAUGUUCCAGUCUUGGUCUGAUGAGAAGCUCUGGCAGCUGGUGGCCUUGGGGAGGAUAGAGAAGUUCCCACAUGGAGAGCUGGUGUCCAAAGACAUUGGGAAUUCAGCAUUUAUCACAUUUAUCUGCAAGGGCAACUGUGAAAUCCUGCGAAUGUUAGACCUGGGGACCUGCCGUACCUAUUACAGGUGGGUCUGGCAGCAACUGGAGCUGUUGGACCACAAGCCUCUGAGAGUUCAUAACAAUGAAAUGUCUCCAAAGGAGAGAUUUAAGGAAUUCCAGAUCAAAUCAUAUCCUCUACAAGACUUCACUUACUUAAAACUUCUGCGUCUCCAGGAAGCCAGAGAGCAAUCCGCAAUGACCUUCCCCAGGAAGGUCAACAAAGCAGAAAACAGCCUCCCCAAGUUGCUGGGCCCGAAAGUCAAAUCUAGGUAUGGUCAUUCAGUCAAAUGUUCCAUGGUCCACACCAAGUAUGGUGAACUCCCCAAGGAGGCCAUAGUGGGGGUCUACAUGAAGGUUCACUUGACAGAGGAAGGAGAUGUGGUGGGCAAUCACCAGGCCUUUCUCCCAGAAACCCAUCGUGAUCCUCGGUCCUUCAUCCUUCUGAGCUUGGGAACAGAGUUGAUUCGAGUAAGAAAAGAGAAAUUUUAUGACUUGGUCGAUGAGGAGACAAAGGCAAAGAUAAUGAAGAUGGACGUGGACUAUCCCAGCGAUGAAGAACUUUGUCAGAGUUUCCUGAGUGAAAAUGACUGGAAUAUCUUUCGGAGGGAUCUGCUGCGGUUGCUGGUGGAGCCCCUCAAAAGGAAGUCAUUCAUCCCGAUCCAGGCCAAGAAGAAAGAGAUCUACAACCCUAAGUCUUUGUUACUGGAUCUGUGUGGCCUCGACAAGAAGGUGAGACAGCGCUAUCCUGUUUUUAUGGCGCCCCGGAAAUACCUGCCUCCCUUGAAGAUUGUCCAAACCAUCUCAGCACCCCGGUACAAAGUCCAAGAACUCUUACCUCAGUAUAAAAACGCAGGGGUCCUUGUUUAGAGGGAAUAAAGCACAUUUGGAUUGGCA